AUGCGAAAGAGAGCACAGAAAAAGUCCGCUGUCGUAACGCGUCGGAAGGCAGCUCGUCCCAAGAACGGAUCCCAUGUGCAGUCAUACACCAACGCUCUGACUCGAUCUCAGACAACAAAAGCAAAGAGAAUUAUGGAUGCCGCCUUGAACCCAACACACACUGAACCGGAGCCUUUUGAGGAUACCAGGCUUCAUAGUAGCCCUCCAGCAUGGGCCGAGACCCGCCAAAGUCUCUGCGAUGCCAUUCCUUGGUUUCGAGCUCUUCAAGGGUCUACCUAUCAGAACAAUGGCACUUGCUAUGGUAUUUUGAUUGAUGCGGAUUGUGGAUCUCGAUUCUAUUUAGAUGAUGAGAUCAUCAUAACCCGUGUCGGUGGAAGCUAUCAGAAAGGCCAUGACGGCCAGCUCCGAUUGAUGCAAGAUCAGCAUCUCGACCGAUACCCGGCAAAGGCGCUUUUGGCUAGUUUGCAGAAGAGCACGCCGGUGGGAAUGGUUAUUGGCAACAAAAAUGCCCAGAUAGGUGUAGGGCUUCCACAUCGCUACAAUGUCCUGGCCUACUUUCGAGUCACCGAUAUAUGGUAUGAGGGAAUUGAUGGUCAUGCCGGACUAAAGGUCCGCUUUGAGAAAGUGUCCCUCGUUGAGAAAAGCUGGUGGGUAGCAAGUAACACCCCCGACCCUCUGCCAUAUGAUCAACGUCCUCUUAUCCGAUCUGAAGUCGGUCGCUGCAUCUACUGCAAUACAGAAAGCCCUCGUGUGUUCCAACAAGGUUGGAUGUGUCUGCAGAAAGAUUGCGCUCAUUUCUGGAAAAUCGGCAUAUUUGACCCACCAGCAAACCUCAAUUACCACUCCAGCUGGUUAAACAACCGCUGCAAUCCUCAGACUACUGCUAUUGCGCCCCAUGAGCCCCUAAUACCAAGUACUCUUGCAUCGAUGACUGCAUCAAACGGCAUUGACGCAACAUCCCGCGAUACCUGGCGUGGCAUUGUAUGUCCCCGGUGCAAGAAAUGCGUUCAAAGAGUUUUGUGGCAUGGUUGGAAAUGCACCAUCGAUCCUCCAGUGGAGGGUCCAUCUGAGAGGUGCACAUUCGAGCAAACAAUGCAGUUGAGGCCGGUCUCAAUUCGCGAAGUCGCUGGCCCGCGUGGACGGCUGCCCAUUGAAAUGGGUGAUAGGAAGGGUAAGAAUGCUAUAGGGCAAGGGAUUGAUCUCCUUUCUCACCUCCCUUACCAUAAACACACUUAUGAAAUUCCUGGAAUUGGCUCUGUGACCCAUUUCCUGGCGAAUGCAGGCAUCAACGAGCGCCCAGGGGGUCCCAACGACUUAUUCAAUAUUCUCCAAAAACAACCUUUGGGUCUGAAACGCUUUCCUCUUGAUACUGCUGUUGUUACAGGGAUGCUGACGUCUCACUUUGCUGUGAACUAUGGAAUGCCAUACAAGUACGUUGUUUCGGUGGCCUCAAAGGGCUUCAAUGAAGCACCAGAUGCUAUUCUUCGUUGCCUUGGGCGACUCACAUGGGCAACCGAGCAAGCAGUCACAGCUGCUGGAGGAUUGAUCCUGCCACCAAACGAGUUACUUGCCCUUGGGUACUUUGAAGGGAUGAAGAUUGGUUUCCACGAUGAUGGCGAGAAAUCACUUGGCCCGACAAUUGCCACCUUAUCUCUUGGAGCGUCAUCAACCAUGAAAAUCCGUAUGAAGCACCAGUACUACAAUGGCCAGUCUAGGAGAGGUGUUCUUCUGAAAAAGGACAUCAUUCUUCCCAACUGCACGAAUGAAAAGCAGCGUCAAAAGUGGAAGGAUCAAUUUGAGAAUGGGACUAUCACAAAGGGGGUGUAUGAUCGCCGUCGUACUACCUUGUUCCGCAAGCAGCGUUUGACGGGCGAGUCACCUAUCCAGAUCCAACUUGAUCUUCAGCAUGGGGACUUGGUGGUGAUGCAUGGCGAGGACUUGCAGAAGUGUUACGAGCAUUCGGUCAUUUCAUCUAAUCUCCUACGGUUUGCGUUGACUGCUCGAUACAUCAAACCCGACUGCGUCAACAAGGCCGAGCUGCCAAAGGGAGAGUUUACACUGACUCCCGACCAAGUCUACCAUGGAAACUGA
Penicillium pulvis is the source of this 2091-nucleotide messenger RNA. RefSeq lists its product as uncharacterized. Gene Ontology annotation, biological process: DNA repair. Bases 1 to 2091 code for a protein of 696 amino acids. The transcript is spliced from 9 exons. The record is from RefSeq and is a predicted model, not a curated record. Lineage: Eukaryota; Fungi; Ascomycota; Eurotiomycetes; Eurotiales; Aspergillaceae.